AUGUCGUCGCGAUCGGCAGCCUCGGGGUCACGAACACCGCAUUCCCAUAGUUCCCGAUCCGAGGCGGCUAACGGCCGCAAGCGAGGCCACGAUGCGACCGAGGGCGCGUCUAAGAAGACGCGGAAGCAGAAACACUCGUUCAAGCCGAGACCGAUCAGUGAUACGGACGAUGCUAUGGACAUCGACAUUCCACCCCCACCAUCUGAGAAGAAACCCGCGCGACGACGACAAUCAACGGCAGCCAAGAUGGCCCGAAUAGCGUCUCCCGCUCCUUCAAGAAUCGCUCGGCAGUUGUCUACCGCUGCUUCAGACUCCGAAGAUGAAAGCGUCUCGAUGGGAGCGAGGAGCACCUUCACACCUGGGCCGAAGAAGUCUGUACCGCAUCUCACUUUCAAGCCGUACAAUCGGCCUCGGCCGAGCGUCGCUCCCCCGCCAUCUCCCGGCCGACCGCGACAAGGUCGAAAAUCCAUCGCUGGGUCGUCACGUUCGGGCCGUCUGUCUAUCCUGGAAGGAAGGCAGUACGUCGACUCUGUCCAACCUUUACCGGUACCAGAUACCCCCGUCCAUCGCAGGAAGCACGAGCCCAGGAAGAGAGUCACGGAAGCUCGACCCUCGCUGGGACUGAGGGGACAGCGCGGAUCGACAUCGUUUGGCCGCGGCGAACCGACGUACCCACAUUCCAGCGUGCAACCGCACCAAUUCCACAGGCAUAUUCCCGUGGAGCUCCCGGACCCCGUGAAAGUGCGAUGGCUCGUGUCAUGGUGUGCUAAGCGAGCUUACGAAGAACACACCUCGAAGGGAAAAGUGCGAGCUCGUGAUCCUGAAGCCGACCGACUGCUCGGAGAUGUCAUCGACCUAUUUGUCGCCAACGUCGCCAAGGGCGACAUUGACACGAAUAUAUAUGACAGCGACCCCACCUCCGCAUCAACUUCGAACGGUGUCCGACCCCACGAGAGAAAUGUCGAGAACCGAGCGACCAAAGCGAAAGAGGAAGGCAUCAUCAAGCGGAUGAAAGCUGAGGAUCGGGAUUGGUCACGGAUAGCGGCCCACGCCAACGCCGAGCAAGACCGUGUGAUCAGAAGCCUGCGGACGAAGGUCGCCCACCCAGAGGAGCCGGUGUUGUCAGGCUGGUUUGCGGACGCAUGCCGGAUCACGGACGGCAUCAUGGCAAUGGGAGACGAGGACAUCGGGACAGCCGCGGACUUCACCGAAGUCGAAUACGAAGUCGACACUCUCCACCAGAGCACACAUCAAGCUGCCGCCUAUGCUGCACAAGCACGGCGAUUCCUGGACGGCAUCUACGCCUCCCUUGCUUCCGACCUGCGCAAGCAAGGUGCCCCACCGGGAGACGAUGACCGCGAAGAGCCCGCGUCCGCUGUCGAAAGUGCAGUGGGCGGCCCCGCUCGCGAACCUCAGAGAGACCCAAUUCACAUGCUCCGUGCGCUUGCGGCUGCCGAUACCAAAUCACAAACCCCCGACACUGUUGCCAAGGCAGCAAGCGUGGCAGUUGCACCGACUCCUGCCACUUCGACUCACACGCCUCGGAGACCCCAACCGGCCACUACUCCGCGAAGAGCAGUUUACGGACAGCGGACUCCCGGAGCCCCUCGAUGA
Trichosporon asahii var. asahii CBS 2479 is the source of this 1614-nucleotide messenger RNA. RefSeq lists its product as uncharacterized. The transcript is spliced from 3 exons. NCBI's taxonomy places the organism in Eukaryota, Fungi, Basidiomycota, Tremellomycetes, Trichosporonales, Trichosporonaceae. Gene Ontology annotation, biological process: mitotic sister chromatid segregation; cell division. Gene Ontology annotation, cellular component: MIS12/MIND type complex. The record is from RefSeq and is a predicted model, not a curated record. The coding region runs from base 1 to 1614 and encodes 537 amino acids.